Messenger RNA from Egretta garzetta (little egret), 623 nucleotides. It is a transcript of the gene PIGP, whose product is annotated as phosphatidylinositol glycan anchor biosynthesis class P. Gene Ontology annotation, biological process: GPI anchor biosynthetic process. NCBI's taxonomy places the organism in Eukaryota, Metazoa, Chordata, Aves, Pelecaniformes, Ardeidae. The transcript has 4 exons. Bases 130 to 534 code for a protein of 134 amino acids. Gene Ontology annotation, molecular function: phosphatidylinositol N-acetylglucosaminyltransferase activity. The record is from RefSeq and is a predicted model, not a curated record.
UCUCGCGUCCCGCACCCGCGCGUACCGGGGUGGUUCCGAGAGGAGCGUGCCCAGAAACUUCUAACUGCUUCUCACCGUGUGUCCCGCCCCCCGCCCCUCCGCCCCCGAAGCUGAAGGGAAGAGGCCGGGAUGGUUGAAAACUCUCCGGCCCCACUGCCAGAAAGGGCAAUAUACGGAUUUGCUCUUUUUUUGGGAUCCUGGUUUGGCUUUAUUUUGUAUCUUAUCUGGGCAUAUGUUCCUGAGACUUGGCUGUUCUCAUUGGGACUAACAUAUUGGCCUCAAAAGUACUGGGCAGUUGCUUUGCCAGUGUACCUACUAGUUGCUGUAGGGAUUGGUUAUAUAUUACUCUUUGGUAUUAACAUGAUGAGUACAGCUCCACUUAACUCCACGAAUACCAUUACAGAUAACUAUGCAAAAAAGCAGCAACAGAAGAAAUUUCAAGAAGAAGCAAUUCCAGCAUUGAGGGAUAUUCCCAUCAGUGAAGUAAACAGAAUGUUUUUCCUUCCUGAGAAAGGAAUCUGCAAUAGCAGAUAGUCAUUAUUAAGAUCUGUUUGAAUAAAGGAUUAGUAGAAGUGUUACAUAAGGAAAAUCAAAACUUCUCCAAGCAAAAAAAAAAAAAAAAA